AUGGAUCAGAGUAGCGAAGAUGCCGCCCUUGUCCAUGCCUUUGCAGCUAUAACCAUUAAUCGGAUGCGGUCAUCGUGGGCUCUUCAUAAGGGCGUUGCUGUGCAGAUGACUGAAUUAGUCCGGUGCAGCACCAGAGCUCACCGAACAUACGAACUCGAUUGGGAUGAUGAAAGAGAGGACGGCAUCCUUAAGCCAUUGCCCGUGACCGCAAAACGCAUUCUUACCUUCGACCGCAGCUUUGCUUGGCUGCGUGAGGGUAUCACCAUGUUCCAGGCCCUCGAUUUUGGGCAGGGCUUCCAAGGUGGCCCAAAUAAUGCCGCGAGAUGGCAAAGGCUUUACUGGGAAUUGUUUCUACAUGAAAGACACGUGGCUCUUCUUCCGUCUUUUGGCAGUGUCUUACCGGCUCCAAGCUCGGGACCUCCAGUUAGUGAUCCGAGUAUACCGGGCCACAUCAACCUAGGAUUUCGUCGCCUGGUCAAUCUAUUUGCGAUUCUGGAUGAUAAAUUUCUUGCACACUGGCGCUCACAACACAAUCACUCCGUCAAACAGUCUACAGAGUCGCCGCUGACAACCCAGUGGAUAGAAAACAAGCAUAGGGAUUUAGAUGAAGAUGCAGCUGAUACAGCUGAGGAGGAAAGGCUAUCAAAGGACAGAGGGAGCAGCGGUUUGACAGAACUUCAACAUAUCGACCUUGUGAUUACCAGAUUGUGGCUACGCACUCUGCUCUGGCAGCUUGCCUUGUCUCAAGGCCUUCUUGCUUCCACAACUUCUUCCACAAAUCACGAAGGGCUCUCAUUCCAGUUCCCAAUCAACAGCCUUUAUACGGAGUUCCGAUCAGUAUUUAGCCGACUUCAAGAUGUCACCAGCGUGGGCUUCCACGGGAUGGGAAUGCUUGAGAAGCUCUUCGAGAUAACCAGCACCAUCGCUGAUGUCAUGGUGGUGACCAGCCAAUCUGGGCAGAUUGAAGACGAAGAUAUUUCAAGAGUAGAAUAUUUGCUGUUUCUCUUCAAAUUUCUUGCGGGAUUCGAUGCGGUUGCUUCAAAGCAGAGAAACUACCUACUUGAGAAAUUGCAAGCUAUGAAAGGCAUGUACACUAUGAUAGACUUUGGCGAUGUCGUUUUGAACAACAUCGACGGCGCAGGUGGUAGCGAUGCCAGUCCCUGA
Clonostachys rhizophaga is the source of this 1164-nucleotide messenger RNA. NCBI's taxonomy places the organism in Eukaryota, Fungi, Ascomycota, Sordariomycetes, Hypocreales, Bionectriaceae. The record is from the annotation of a GenBank genome assembly.